Messenger RNA from Engraulis encrasicolus (European anchovy), 3933 nucleotides. RefSeq names its product hyaluronidase 4 (gene hyal4). Lineage: Eukaryota; Metazoa; Chordata; Actinopteri; Clupeiformes; Engraulidae. Gene Ontology annotation, cellular component: cytoplasmic vesicle. The transcript is spliced from 3 exons. The annotation marks the transcript as partial. Gene Ontology annotation, molecular function: hyalurononglucosaminidase activity. The record is from RefSeq and is a predicted model, not a curated record. Gene Ontology annotation, biological process: hyaluronan catabolic process; carbohydrate metabolic process.
UUUGCCCUCCUCCACCUCCAGGUCUCCCUGGCCCAGAAGCCCGCCAAGCUACCGCUGGUGGGCCGCAAGCCCUUCGUGGCCGCCUGGAAUGCCCCGCUGGACAUGUGCACCCUCAAGUACAACACCAGCAUCAGCCUGGAGCUCUUCCAGGUGUCCGGCAGCCCGCGCUCCGUCCACCGCGGCCAGAACGUGACCAUCUUCUACGCCAACCGGCUGGGACACUACCCCUUCUACACCGAGGAAGGGUCGCCCAUCAACGGCGGCUUGCCGCAGAACUGCAGCCUGGAGGCCCACCUCCGCAAGGCCCACCAGGACAUAUGCCACUUCAUCCCCUCCGAGGACUUCCAGGGGCUGGCCGUGAUCGACUGGGAGUACUGGCGGCCGCAGUGGAGCCGCAACUGGCACAAGAAGGACAUCUACCGGCAGCGCUCGCGCGACCUGGUCAGCCAGGUGUACGUGAACGUCUCCGAGGAGCAGGUGGAGGAGCUGGCGCGCCGCCUCUUCGAGAAGAGCGCCAUGGCCUUCAUGAAGAAGACGCUGCAGCUGGGCACGCAGACGCGGCCCAGCGGCCUCUGGGGCUACUACCUGUACCCGGACUGCCACAACUACAACGUGCACGACAACGAGUACAGUGGCACCUGCCCCCUGCUGGAGACGCUGCGUAACGACGAGCUGGAGUGGCUGUGGAGCAGCAGCACGGCGCUCUUCCCCGCGCUGGCCAUCCGCAAGGCCAUGGCCGACAGCCACCGCAAUCUGCACUUCUCGCAGAACCGCGUGCUGGAGUCGCUGAGGCUGGCCGCGCUGGCCCCGCAGACCUUCGAGCUGCCAACCUACGUCUACACGCGCCUGGGCUACCGCGACGAGGCCAUGACCUUCCUGACCACCAAAGACUUGAUUCACACCAUUGGAGAGAGUGCUGCCCUUGGAGCCGCAGGCUUUGUGAUUUGGGGGGACCUGAAUCUUACUGCAUCAAGAGUCAACUGCUCCAAGGUGCGAGCCUUCAUGAACUACCGACUGGGCCAGUACAUCACCAAUGUGACGCGCGCCGCUGAGGUGUGCAGUGACUACCUGUGCCAGAACAACGGCCGCUGCGUGCGUAAGGAGCCGCGAGCGCUGCACUACCUCCACCUGAGCAAGCCCAGCUACCGCAUCACGUCGCUAGGCAACGGCUCCUUCAGCGUCGUCGGGGAACAUUCACAACAGGACUACCAGCUGCUCAAGAAGAGGUUCCAGUGCCACUGUUACCAGGGCUACGAAGGAGAACGCUGUGACAGCCCCGACAAGGACAAAGACACGGGACAAGGGGAAGAGGAGACACAAGGGACGGUGGCAACCACCGAAAAGACACAGACAACGACAGUGGCAGGGAAGGAGGAAGAGACAGAAAAGGUCCUCUUGGAAACGACAGCGGAAACAACAACAGUUGGAGGCACGAGGGAAGAGGACAAAAAGGACGAGAGGACAGAGAGUGCUGCGGCUCCUCAGGCAACUUCAUAUGCUCUUCUGCUCACCAUUCUGCUCAUUGGGCUUCAAUGGUGUGCCUGAUCAUCAGGAAGUUUUGUUUCCUUUGUGUUAUUUUUCCUCUUACACUACCUGGGUUUCCAUCCAAUUUGUUGAUUGCUUUAGUAUGUACAGUAAGAAAUCCCAAGUUGGAAACGUGAAAUGCACAUAUUUGCACAUCUUUUGCUGGCCUAAAAUGGCUGCUGAUGGGCAUCUUGCUAAGUCAAAUAGAUUAGACGCAAACACAAUGAACUGUUGCGACUAAGUUGAAUGGAAACCCGCCCGUUGUUGCAACUGGCUAAGCUGAUUGUAAGGGUCCGAGAAUGGAUGCUCCCACUCUCUGCAGACGGCACAUGAUAAGACUUAAUGUUUGUAUCCAUUAUCUUCAGGGUAUGUAAGAUAAAUACAGUAGGUAUUUUUGCCAAUGUACUGAACCAGCUGAUCCUAAUUAGCUGAACUCGUUAGCAUCCUCAGGUGCCUAAGGUAAUUAGUGAAAUCACCUGUGUCAAGAUCAUUAUGGCAAGCAGAAUACAUAGAACUACAUGGCAGGACUUUCUCUUUUUUGAUAGCCGCCGUGCCCACCACUUACCUUUAGGCACAAUUAUGUAGGCCUACUUGUUCGCAAACCAUGGUGCUGGUUACAUGGAUGUGGAUAUUUUUAAAUGCUGAUAUUUUUUAUCUGCUUACGUGUAAACACAACAUGGAUAAAAAUAAAAACUCCAUUGUAACAGGUGCAUUUUAGCGGCCCAAAUGGAAUAUUUUUAACUUCCUAAAACUGGGUUUACGUGUAAACGAAACGCCAAAACCAAUGCGUUUUCAAAAAUAUCCACAUACAUGUAAACAGCUUCUAAUGUAUAUCAAGGUGGGCGCAUUUCUAUAAUUCCACAGUUUGUCAAUUGUAUCAUGCCUUUGCAGUUAAAACAUACCUCAGAUUAUGGAUUCCAAAGAUAGCAGGAUAUUUCUUCAGUGUCGCGAGCGAUGAUGGAGUGCAUUGUUUGCAUCUUGAUGCUGAGGAGACACAAAGCUUUUAUUAUCAUAAAAAUGUGCACUUGAAAUUCAAUGGGCUAAUCCGACCCAUUUAACACUUUUAUUUUUGAGCACAUGUUUUUUGUGGUCAGAGGCUAACAAGAAAAUUGUGUAGCAGAACUAUGCAACCUUGUCCAAUCCAUGGAUCAAAGUUGGUAAAUAGACCACAACUGCAUCUGAUGUCGAAUGAGCCCAUUUCAUUAAAAAAAACAUUUUAGAAUCCUUUCUUUUGUUUGACAGAAGUCGGCAGGUGACCGGAAGGGCUUGACAAAGGUGUUCUUGAGAGGGACACUUGUAGUACUGCACACACCUCUGUCUUGUCCUAGCACUGACAGUUGCCUUUUGUGGUGCUGUUGAAGGUCCUUCUCACCUUCUGACAGCCAUUCAGGAGACCAGAAGGGGGCAGUCACUGCAUAGCAAUAAUGUGAUGACAAUCACGUGUCUUCAUGAGCAAUCCAAAGAUCAAGGCCAUUCCCGUACCUGCAUUUACCUGUAAAGACAAAACGUUGAAAAUUGUAUAAAUGACACUCGUACAGCAAGACAGUAAGUAAGUUAGUGUAGUAUUCUGAAGUAUACAGGUAUAUUAUCACUUGAUUUUAGGAAACCUUUGAAGUCUUAAAGUGGCAUCGCUCUUACUUGCACAGCAUUUCUCUAACUGUUAUGUUAAAGAAAGACACUGAAUGUAAACAAACCACCAAAUCAUCACAAUUCACUUCACAGUACACAGUAUUGCCCUACAAAAGCAAAGUGCAGUGACUACGGCAACACUGAAACUGAGAAAAAAGCCCUUCAAAGUAUUGGUAUUAGGUUGGAUAUUGUAGUUAAUGCAAAUCUGACACAGCAAUACAUAUUGGACAUAUUUGGACCAUAAGGCUUUGUCACAAGAUAAAGGAGGCCAUUUUCAGUCUCAGUUUCUGAACUCAAUCUUGACCAAAUAUGUAGUUACUGCACUUUGCCUUUGUAGGGCAGAGAGUACACUCAGCAAUAAGCUUCAUAAAGGUUCCUUUGUUUUUGUUGCCUCCUCAUAUGUUUAUGUUUAGCAUUUCAUUUAAGAUUACUAUAUUUUUCCAUUUAUUAAUAUGUAAACAGCCAAAUUAUGCACAUAACUGUUGCCAAUAAGUAGCCUACGAUUCAAACUUGGUAUUGCCUUGUUGCAUUCCGAUAGCUAGGGUUCUCUUCAUAGUUCUGUGUAGUAUCUCGAAUUUAGGUACAACACUAGUCAUUCAUCUCAAUAUUAUGAUUAUUUUGUACGGUUCAUACAAGAAUAAUAAUACCUGUUUAAACAUCAACUGUUUUCAGUACACUAUAACAAAUACACAAUGACGACAAUGCAAUGUGUGAUGAAUGUUGCUUGAAUGUUGAUGCACUGCAAAUAAAGAUUGGAAAUCAUUGCUCUGCCUCUGCUUC